AUUGUACUUCCGGUAUUUUCUCGACGCUAUGAAUUGUAACGUAGCGUUGUCGGUAGAAGCGACUGUGCCGCCGACAGGACUUGUCUUAUUCCGUCGUUAUUUUCUUCAGGUUUGCGACUCAGUUCGAAUGACAAUCCAGGAGGGACAGACACACCGUUCAUGUAGUGAAAACCAUCGAAGUAUUGGCUGCAUGGAGGUCGUCGACAGUCCGCUUAAUCUCGCCCAUCAGCAGUGCAGGAAGGCAGAUCGUUUGCUUGCUGCUGGAAAAUAUGAAGAGGCAAUUUCAUGCCAUGGCAAAGCAGCAGAACUUCUGACAGAAGCAAAGAAGACAACAGACUGUAAACAGGCUCGUGUGUCCAUGGAGUUGCAAAGGGAGAGGCAUAUUAAACAGCAGGAUCUUAUCCAGGAGCGCUGGAAGAGGGAAGCCCGUCGGGAGGCCACAAAAACCCGACCUGGCUCAGUACCACCAUGUAGAAGCCCUACCCUCCUCAUGCCAUCCCAGUCAGCAGACCAGACCCAAAUCACGCCCACCCCCUUAGCUUUAGUGUGUGCGGGAGGUAUGGAGAGAGAGUACGACACUCUACUCUACCAGCUUCAAACUCGACAGGUCGGAACCCUCCAAACCGUGACACCCUGUCCUGGCUCCAAGACCACCAAAGAUGACAAAACUCGCCUGGAAGAACAACAGACCACAAUUGAAGACCUGAGGCGCCUAGUCAACCAUCUGAUGGAUGAGAACCAGCGGCUCACCUCUGAGAACGAGAGGCUACAAUCCGAGAACACCCGACUGCGGGCCGAGGCCACAGAUGUUGUGGAGCGCUCUGAGCUCUGGGUGCUCCCUCAGGCUGGGGGCACCAUGGCGACAGGGAACAGCCAGGAGAGAAAAAGCACAGGGAAAGGAAAGGAGAUAGCAAUCCCUCAGCUGCCCCCGCUGGAGAUGCCUGCUCAGGAAGAUCUAUGUUUGGAUGACCUGCCUCCUCUGGAGCUGCCAGAGGACCUCCAAAAUGAGCUACAGGAGCUGCUGGACAAAGACAAACUGUGAUAAAGACUUUUCCGCUGCCUUUUUAUUCCAUACACACAGACUUCACAGGGUUCAAACCGAUUUGCUUCUUUUCGGUUCGGAUGCCAAAAUGUGUGGCACAGAGUACUCGGAAGGACGCCAGAGUCUCCAGGCCUGGUUCAGCUUCACAGGUAUGAUCAGACAAAAGAAGUACAACUAGUGGAAUUGAAUCAUCAGAUCAAUGAUAUCAACCUUCUCAAAAUUGUUCCCUACUUCUUCAUUUUCAUAUGAGAGUGGUCACUGAAUGAUGUUUAGUCGAGCACCUAAAAUAACUCAAGAUUUGUUCAUUUUGAAGCUUAAUUGUGAAGAUGAAGUACCUUUUGAAAUUCCACUCACGGUACACCAGCUACAACGGCCAGUUUAUUUACUGCUACUAUUCGUUCAUUGUUGCAAUUGCCGUGAAAAAGUAUUGGCCCUAUUCCCAGUCUUAUAUUUUUGCAUGGAUUCCCCACGUUGAUGUUUAAGAUCAUCAAACAAAUGUAACCCAGGUGAAGCUGGUUCUAAAUGGUGAUUUAAUUUCUAAAAGAAAAAAAAACUCCUCAAUGUUGGCGUCUCCAAAACCUUCAUUUUGUUUUUCCAACCUAUUCAGAAGUUGACUUGCUGGUGUGUUUUGGAUUGUUAUCCAGCUGCCGAACCCGAGUGCGCUUCAGCUUGACGUCACGAACUGAUGACUGAAUAUUCUCCAGAACUUUCUGUUAAAGAGCGGAAUUCAAGGUUCCGUCAAUCACAGCAAGUUGUCCAGGCCCUGAAGGAGCAAAGCGGCCUAAGACGAUCACACUUCCACCACCGUGUUUGACUGUUUGUGAUUACUUGAUUGAACUGGUCUGGAGGUAAUAGGCUUGGGUGUGAUCAGUGACAAUUAACCAAAAAUUGUGAUUAGCCACAAUUGAUUUGUGGGGUAAUUACUUUUUCACACAGGCCCAGGUAACUUUGAAUAGUUUGUUUUCCUUAAUAUCACAGUGAAAUCACAGUUUAAAAACAGCAUUUUAUGUUUGUUUUUUUUGGAUGAUCUUAAAGUGGGGAAACUGCAAAAAUCUAGGAAUUUGAGAAGGGGGGGCCAAUACUUUUUCGCGGCACUGUAUUUCUAAAUCCUUGUGUGAUUACUAGGUGAUAAGGUCAUACAGGUCCUCAAAAUCCUUUUUUUAGGGUUGCCUGUGAGGAGAUGGUCGAGAGGCAUUAAACCUGAUAAAUGUCUUCAGUGUGAUUUUGUGCAAAGAAUCCUUAUAAAAGGACAGUUAGGCCUGUAUUUGUGCGUAAGCCAUUUUGUUUUUUAUAUAAAUGUGCUUGGGCUUGCACACUUUUCAUCUACGCGUACUCUCCCGUCCAGACCUCUGACACACCCACCGCACGUAAGCAGUAAAUGAGUGCGCAAACACCUCGGAGGUGUUACUCAUUAAAUUCUAAGGCUGGCUGAAAAUCAUGGAGCACAGAGUUUUUUCUUGAGACGUGUGACUGUUAUUGAAACCUAUGAGAAAAAUAAAGCCCACUUUAAAUAUAAAAUUCUUUACGUGUGUUGUCGGCCAGUCGGGACUUGCAUACUGUUCCGGCUAACACACUAACACUUUGAAAUAGCCAGCUGGUGCUGAUAUUUUUCUUUUAUUAAAUAUGGCUACAAUGCUCUGAUACCCGACUCUCAGCACCCCUUUGAUCAGCUCAAUAAUAAAAAAAAUCUUCUCUCUCUACAUACAUUUGAAGUCACUUACAACGUGUGGCGACAUGUCACAAUCCAAACAAAGUGCAAUAUGAUGGUUCACCUUCAAGGGACUAGUAGGCAGCCUCUGGAGCACAUAAGAGAAAAAGUGCUAGCGAUCACCGCAGAAUGCACAAAAAGCCAGAUUUGACAGGAAACGCCCACCUUUUAGGCUUUCUCCACCCGGAGUGCAUACCUGGCAUUGAAGGUGUGUUUAAGUGGAGGGGAGAAUCUGUGUGGCAGCAAACCUGACCGUAAUAAAAAAAAAACAUAGGUUUGGUAUUUUCUGGUCAUUAAUUUUUUUUCUCUCUCUCUCAAUUCAUUUAAUCAGACCCAAAACAAGAGCAGACACAGUUGCUGUUUUUGUCUCAUGUUAAAAAAAAAUCAAGAAACAUUGCAAGUGAAAUGAUAUGAAAGUGUGCAAAUAUCAACAAAAAAGGGGAAAAUAUAAAAGUAGUCCAGUAAAUAUGAUUGACACACAAAAUCUACUAAUUCUGCUGUGGCAAGAUAACUUACUUGCCUUGUAAAAAUGUCGUAGCCUUCUAGGUGACGUGUGACUACAGUAACUGUCGCCAUCUGGUGGCCGCGUACGGUAAACGCUGUUUAAUGCUUGAGACACACAGAUUUUUAUAAAACCACAAAAACGCUGUUUAAUUGUAAGUGUAAUUGUAGGCACACAUAGGCAAACAACCAUCCGCGCUCACAUUCCCACCUACGGGCAAUUUAGAGUCAUCAAUCAACCUACCACGAAUGUUUUUUGGGAUGGGGGAGGAAACCAGAGUACCCUGAGAAAAUCCACUCCUGUUGUGGGGUUUGCAUGUUCUCCCCGUGCCUGCGUGGCUUUUCUCCGGGGUAUUAAUUAAUGAAGACUCAUCACCUUGUUUUUACACAAUUUUGAAAUAAGCACACAAGAAGUUUGCCAGGGGAGGGGAGCUGUUCUGACCAUAGAUGCGAAGACUAUCCGCUGUAGCAGACCCGCUACCGACGACGUGCCUACGUGGCGGCCAUGUUGGGAAGGUCGAUGUUCCCUUCAAAGGCAAUGCACGGAUAUUGAAAUAAGUCAUAACUUGUUCAUUUCGCAUCCGAUUUUUAAGAGGUUUACUUUUUUGUCAAUGCCAAAGCGUGUGCUAUCGUCACAUAACAUAUUUUUCUUUAUAUCUUUUCUUUUCAAGUUUUGGGCUGGCCUUGCCACUGUUUGCCGCAAACAAAUGUUAUUGAUAUCAAUGUGUUUGUAUUGAAAUAUCAUUUGACACAAUCAAGUGUGGAAAAUAACUUUCAUCAUGUGGUGUCCGUUUUUAUUGACGCAAUUCUCAAAGCGUUGAUGGAUGGCUUCCGCUCUCUAACAUUGGACGUGCGGGUAUUUUUUUUGUUCACUUGUCGCCAUCCUCACGUUCUUCACUGUACUAUUUGUGACUAUAAACGUGUGGGGCCUCGUCUGUUGAGUGACGCAGGAUUUAGCGAAUGAGAGUGUUGAGUUGGCUGUUAUUGGCUGAGGAUAUCGGCUGGCUCUUAAUUGGCUAACUGUUAGCACUGGCUAGCCGUUCGCACUGUUGAGUUUCUCUGGGCAUCAGUUGUGGCUGCGCAGCUGGUGUAUGAAUGUGCUUGUUAUGUGUUUAUUUUUGUUUCUCUUUGUUCAGUGAAACAAUUGAAAGAGCACCAGUGGCGAUAUUACAGUUCUUUCUAACUAGCGUGGUAGGCAAUAUUAAAUUAGCCAACGAUG
Messenger RNA from Phyllopteryx taeniolatus (common seadragon), 4470 nucleotides. RefSeq names its product nuclear receptor binding factor 2b (gene nrbf2b). The record is from RefSeq and is a predicted model, not a curated record. Bases 29 to 1042 code for a protein of 337 amino acids. The transcript is spliced from 4 exons. Gene Ontology annotation, biological process: autophagy. Lineage: Eukaryota; Metazoa; Chordata; Actinopteri; Syngnathiformes; Syngnathidae.